AAAACUACGGAACCAGAUCCAGAUCGACGAGACAAUGGCCGAAAAAUUGGAGGAUGCGUUGAAGGCGAUUGAGAUCUCCGGACCUCCAUCACUGUCCGAUAUGCCAAUGGAUGUAAUGCAUGUGAUUGUGGACCAUUUGGAUGCAAUGGAUCGAUUGAUUCUUCGCUAUGUAAACCGAAAAAUGCGGAAUUUCGUUGAUAACAAGAAGCCAAACUUUAAGAAUAUUGAAGUCAAAGCUGAAGAUGAGUCCUACAAACUUGUGCUGGACCAAAAAUCUACGAUUGUUUAUAAUUCAAAUGGUUCUGGUUGCAUUGCAAAAUAUGAUGAGCGUUGGGUGCUGAAAAUCAACAAAGACGAGCUGGCUGUAAUGUUUGAUGAUGUUGCAGUAUGGAUGAAGUAUCCUAAACUUCGACUGGACGAAUUCAAAUUGUCCGCAGGGUGGGACUACAUGAUGACCAUAAACCUUCUCAAAGAGAUUAAAGAUGUAGAAGAUAUGUUUCAAGCCAAAAAAGUUAUCCUGGAUGUUUUUGAGUUCUGUCGUGAUGCCUUCUCUAUCCUAUCUCACUUUGAACCUGGAAUUCUUGAAGAAAUUGGAAUUUUCUGUUCUGAUGUUUAUGGAAGUAUACACAAGCUGUUCACAUUGGAGCAAUGGAAACAGGCUAAAUCAGUCACUUUAAAGUGCAUUGAGGGCAUUGAUAUUCCCAUUGAACACUUGUUCCAUUUGUCUCGUUUCGACAUCACCUUGUCGGAAGUAUCAGUUUCUGAUGCUCGUAAAAUUAGAGAUGUUCUCAUGAAAUCGGCACAAUUCGAAUGUGGAGAGAUUUGUCUGCUGUUCGAUUCAGAUUUACGAAUUGAAGCGGACGUUGUGAGAGUUUUCAACCCAAACUUUGUUGAUGAAUAUGUCUCCCGUCCUCUCCAAUUCAAAGUCGAGCAAUUUCUCGUCAUAAUCCAUAAAACAUCUCUGCGAAUCAAGAAAAUUGAAAACCCCCAUUAAAUUCCCCUUGUUGUUGUUAUUUCUCAAGUGAGAAUGAAUAUUUUUGUUG
Molecule: messenger RNA, 1043 nt
Organism: Caenorhabditis elegans
Lineage: Eukaryota; Metazoa; Nematoda; Chromadorea; Rhabditida; Rhabditidae
Gene: fbxa-115
Product: F-box domain-containing protein
Exons: 4
Coding region: 35-994 (319 amino acids)
Source: RefSeq, marked reviewed